CAGCUACGAGCGGAGCUACACAGGCAGUAUGGCGGAGCAGGAGGGCACAGGGUUCGGGCCACGGGAGCUGGAGCGGCACCUCCACGGGCUGUCCAGCCGAUACUCCGGUGACCAACUGCGGGCCGACAGUAAAGCCUUCUGCGCGGACUUCUGUAAACUGGUGGAGGACCACGCCUCCCACUGGAAGCUGCCGCUGCCUCAGCUCAGGAUCCUGGAGGUGGCGCUGCAAUACUUCAGCCGAGCCUCCGCCUUUUUCACGUCCAACUGUGAUCAUGUACUGCACACACUGAGCAGUCUGGCCUUGAGUGUUUCUGAGUUACUGCUGUUCUUUGACCAGACUGACUUCAACCAGGAGCCACUGAAACACUUCACUAUCACAUUCCAGGAAUGUCAUUCGGCGUUGGCGAAGCAUCAGAAUGUUCACUUGCAUCAGGUGGAGCGUUGGGUCCAGGGGGGCGGGCCUUGGGCCAGCCACGCCUUCCAGGCCAUUCUCAGAGAGUCCAGUUUACCUCAGAAAGAAGUGGAGGAGUGCAUCGGCUGUGAGCUGCCGGUCUUCCUGGAGCUCCGGGUGCGUUACCUUCUGUCCUGUGAGCGUCUUCCGGAGGCCUUGGCCUUGGCUAAGUGUUGUGCCCAACAUCCCACGGCAGGCCAGCACCUGUUCUUCCUCCAGGUCUACCUCACAUGGCUCUACAAAACCUCACAGCAUGAGCGCCUGCACAAGGAGGUUUGUGACUUUAACGGAGAAGAUGCCGUUCACAUCAUCUGCAGUUUGGAGUGUGAGGAAAAGGACGAGCUGUUACUGGCCCUGAACAGAGCCUUCCUGUCACAGCAGCUCCGCAGGGGAGACAUGUACUAUUUAUGUGAUCUGGUUUCCAUUUGGAGUAAACUUCACAGUCGGUUGAAAACGUCCAAACAGACUCUGUUGAAGGAGUGUCAUCAGCUGAUGCUGUCGGCAACCAACGUUAACUCCAUCUUCCCUUUCAUCAGGAUCAUCCUGGCAGAGUUGGGUGAAGGUGGGGUCCAGUUUUGCGUGGAGCUUUGCGCUAACGCCCUCAAAUCCUGCCUUUUGUGCGACGCGGUCACCAAGUCUCUGAUCUACAAAACCAUCGCCAGCCUGCUACCCAACGACCUGGAGGUGUGCCGGGCCUGCGCCCUCCUGGUCUUCUUCCUGGAGCGCACCGUGGACGCCUACAAGAUGGUCUACCUGCUCUACAUGCACCCGGACCAGGAGUACCACGUGGACUGCAGCCCCAUCGGAAACCACAUCCGCUUUGAAACCCUCCAGAUUCUCAAGAAAGACCUGUAUUUCGACCCCGAGUUUUGGAACCUCAUUGCUUUGCGAACAAACUGUUUGAAGCUCAUGAGUGAGAAGGUGGUUAGUGCUGCCCUGGAAGAAAUCAUGGAGGAGAAAUGGGUUCCUGACUAUUGCAAAGAGCCUUCUUUACGAUCCCGUAAAUCGUCAUGUCAGAAGGGAACCAAAGGGUUACAGCAGGCAGCGGCAAAGAAGCGACACCACAAAGACGACAGAGUCUACCAGGGGGAUCGAGCCGACGCAGCAUCCAAGAGGGUAAAGGUGGGCCCUGGCCGACCACGGCUCAACACCGACCCGUCCGUGAAGAGGAGAGCCAGCCAGGGGUCACGCCCCGCGAAGGAGGCACCGUCCGAACCGCUGAGGCGCUCAUUCUGGCAGCUCGACAGAAUCCACGACAACAUAGCAGGUUACAGCGAACAAAGACGCACCACCAGACUCUCAGAGAAAAACCCGCCAAAACGCAGGAUUAGAAAGCCCAGGUGGCUUCUAGAAGACUCAGGAACUCUGGAGAAUAAUGCUCCUCUGAAGGCGAAAAGGCACAGUUUGAAACAUCAGACCUCUGUCAUAAAGAGGUCCGAAAUGGUUCAAGUUAAGAACAACACAAAACACAAAGCACUGCUGAACUCGCAUUUAAAGACACGGGAGAACCACAACAACAACAACAACAAGCCACAGAAAGGCACCUCUGCAGACGGCCUUACCUCAACCUGUCCUCCUCAAGUUGUUCUGGAACUCUCCCUACCGGACAACGAGCUGAUGGGUACGUUCACGGAAGAAACCUGCAACAGACACAGAGGGUACCCUCAGAUGCUUUUUUACAGACCUACAGUCAAAAUUCCAGCCUCGUCACAGCCGCUGAAGCCUGUCCACCGUAAAGAAGUCAUUCUCAGAGCGCGGGAUCCAUCUAUGUUCGUCCAGUUGUUGCACUGCUAUGCUCGGCGGCCCAAAGGAAAAGGAACUUCAACAAAUAAUCAAGGGUCGGUCUCAACGAUCACACGCUCCUCUGUGCACGGAAGUCCACCCAAACACGAGAAGCCAUCUGUUGAGAUGAAAGUAAUGAUUUCUUCACAGUCGGACGUGACGGACAAUGUCCCCGAAGCCCAAAGGGAAGAAGUCGUCUCUUACAGCAUUACUUCAGACAGAGAUCUUUGUGAGAACUUUGCUGCCGUUAAGACGCCGACGGCAGCAGAAAAUGAAGCAGCAGAAGCCCCUGUUUUAGACCGAGUUCCUGAAGCUGAAAGCAAAGAGGAGGUUUUGGAAACUAAAGCCUCGGUGAGGGUGCUCUCUGAAGGUUCUGUCGAGAUGAAAGUAACCGUGGCCUCUCCGAGCCCAGCUGCAACCAAACUACCACCACCCCCGGUUUUAGAGAGAGUCUCCAAACCUCAAACUGCAGACCAUGUCUUAAAAUCCACCACUUUAUCCAGAGACACUUCAACUUCCGACAACAUUCAGACUGUACGUGGUGACGAAACGCCUCCUGUCUCCAGUGUUUCAAAGACUGACGCUGCAGAAAACAUGCUGUCAAAGUCUCAAGAUAGUGCUCCAGUAGGUGGGGAGCUACUUUUAAACGGGGAACACAAGCACGACGCGAACUUGCCUUCUUCGAACUCUGAAAAGGGCAGACAUGUUCUUACUCAAGGUGUAAAACACAGUCCAGACAAAGGCACAAAUUCUGAAGGGAACAGGGUCAGUCUCUGUGAGGUAUCGGCGAUGAAAGCGACAGAGUCGGACAAUCUAAAUGACAUGUCUGCUUUGACUUUAGUAACAGAGAUGGUUACUGAAAUUACUCGAGAUCUGGAGAAUCAUAAAGAUCCUGCCCCUGAAGACAGUGCCUCCAAGCAGUCGGUGGUUUGCAACAGUAAACCGAAUGUUCCUCCCAAAGUGCAGUCAACUUCCAGCUGCUCACAACAACAGCUGUCGGCACAGGAAGAAAGUGAAGAUGCCGAGGACGACGGAUCUGAAUACGGUGACCACGUGGAAACGGAGGAGUCCAAGUUACUGUACACUUGUACCUUCUGCCACAAGGUCUUUAAGGGGAGUCGAGUGGUAGCUCAUGCAAUGUUCCAUUACCGAAAAGACGAAUGCAUGUUCUGUGGGGUGAUGUUUAAAGAUGACCUUCUGGCCAUGAUGCAUCUCUCUGAUCAUAUUGAGAAGUUGAAGAAGCUCAAAGAGACAACUAGAAACAAAAGCCAAGAAAGUCACACUUCUAAGUCCAAAGAUAUGUCCAAGCAUAAAACCUCUGCGAAAACCAAGACCACAAAUGUGUCUUCUGGGCAUCGGAAUAGUGAGAGACUAAAGAAAUCUACUGAGGUUCCUAAAACCAAGACCGUUUCAGAAUCAAGCCCACCCAAAUCCAGAAAAUUAAGAUGUAAUGACAGACUGGUGCGAACUCCAUUGUUACAAACAAAGGAACAAAACAAGUCAAAGUGCUUAAAAAUGAAGGAUCCUGUUCACAAGGUUAAUGGGCAUAUCGAUAAAAAGAAAGAUGGUCACAAAACUAAACAGGAAACUUUGGCCCUGAAAGCCAAGUUACGUACACAACUCCAUCAACAGGAUAUAUCUGAUCGUAGAACAAGUGGAAGGGAUAAGACUGAAAACCUUGACCCAGGUACGUCUACGUCCACUCAGGUCAAGAAAGAACCGGUCAGCUCCACUGAAGACAAAAUAAAGGGGACAGAAUCUCAACCGCUGAAAACUACCGCAAAUCAGAACAAGCAACUUGCAGACAAGAAUCAUGUGGAGCUGCAAGAAAAACUGUGCUGUCCUGUGGAUGGGUGCACAUGGUUUACAGACAUGCUGAAAAACCGUGUGGCGCUCCUUUACCACGCUCUAGAAGAUCACCACGGGGACGACAAACCCUUAGAACUGGCUUUCCGUGUGGGAAACGGCAAAUGCAGUAUUUGCACGAGGGUUUUAUAUAGUUUCGAACAUUUUCAGCACCACGUUGAAAGACACAGACUCACUCCACGGCACCCGUGCCUUCAUCUGGGUUGUACCGCCCGGUUCAAAAGCGGAAUGGAAAUGAGACGCCAUGCCAGGAGGCACAGUCCACUGCAGGCGGUGUGCUGCCUCCCCGGUUGUCCUCAACUGUUUAUUUGCCUCUGGGCGCUGAACCUCCAUGAAAAAGACCACUAUUCUUCAAAAUCCACUAAAUCAGUCCCAAAUGUGCAAUCAGGUGACAAGCACAAAAACCCAGAGUUUGAGAAAAAAACAGAAUGUCAUAAGCCAAAAUCUGCAGUUGCUGACCUUGCUGUGAAAAAGAAAAAAAGUGUAAAAGCUAAAAGGAAGUUAAGAUGCCAAACUCCUCCAAAUUCAUCAGUUGUAAAGCAGGUCAAAGCUCCUCUGCUCGCCACCGACAGAACAUCUGUGUUGAAAGAACAAAAUGAGACCAAGGAGGCACCUAUUUUGAAAAAUCUUCCAAACAGCAAAGCACCUCCACAGUCUGCCGCAUCUUAUCAAAGAUUAAGGCAAACGUUAAGAAAGAGGCAAGAAACAAGGAAGACAAACCUGGCACCACCCAGAACUUAUAAGAUCGUCUCUUCUAUAUCAAAACCCAGCGCCAAAGUAAAGCUCACCCUGAAGAAACGGCAGGCGAAAGUGAACGCACAAAGACCUGCAAGAAGAAGGGCUCCUCUGGAAUCAGCCAAGACAACAGUCGAAAACACUAGAAAAAAUGAAGUGAUCAAAAAGAAAAGCGUUCUGAAGGAGGAUCAGAAAAUGAGCCCUCCCAAAGCAACACAAGCUUCAGUAGUCAACAAGUUUGAAGAAGAAGUUGGAACCAGAUUAUCCAGUCAUGAAACAAUGGCCACGAGAGCAGAGCUGAAGCAGAUUAAAACAAGUCACGUUAAACACAAAACGCAGAAAUCUGUUCCAACAGGUAUGUGUGGAAGGCAGUCACUUAGUACCUCUGUAACCAACAAAACACACAAGUUGAAAGCUGUCAAAGGGAAUAAAAUGCAUAUCAGUAAAAAACACACUGCCUCAAAACAUAAAAAAGAAGGUCCCACAGAACGGAAGCAGGACAAGGUCACAAACAGCAAAGUCCCCACACAGACCGUCAAGAACAAACGUCCCCAGAAAAAAGCAAACAACCAAGCAGCCUUGAAAAAGUCCGAAAAGCUUAAGUCUGCAGUUGAAGAAGUGGAAGAACCAGCAGAAACAGUUGCACACACGUCUGCAGCUGCACAUGAAGAAGACGAACACUUCCACAAAGAAUCAGCCACGCCAUCUGGAGUUGAACGAGUUGAAGACGCAGCGACAGUUGAACCGAGUGCAGCCAGUGAUGAAGAGAAAGUGAAGUCGGAACCCAUGGGUUCACCGCAGACUCAUCCUGAUGUUUACGCACCGGUGUUCACAACCAACACCACCUCAGGAGAGGAAGAGCAGACGUCGGCAACGGAGCUCAAGUCAAAGAAAUCACAAGUCGCCAAAAAAUCUGCAAUGGAAAAGGAGCUUCCAACUGCACCGUCGCACUCAGUCAAGGCCAAGAAGAAGCACAGAGUCCGUAAAACCAAGGACAAAAACACAGAAACGAAACGACAGAAAAAAACAGGCAAAACACGUGCCGCCAAAGCUGUCAAAAAGGUGGAGGCCAAAGCGUCGCAGAGCUCUUCUUCUGAAGGUGGAGAAAAAGUAAAAGAAGAGACUUUAGAUGCAGAUGGAUCUUCCACCUCUAUGACGGCGAACGCCUCAGAUCCAGUGACUUGUCGACCUCUUACCUCUGAGGAGAACCAGUCCAGUUCCACAGCAGAGGGACAGGAAGCCAAGGUCGCAAGGAGCUCCAGCAAAGCUACCGGUAAGAGCAAGGUUAACCAGAGACACGGGGACACCAAGACUGUCAAGAGGAAAUGUCCAAGUGCAGAUAAAGGCAUUCUGAGAUCCUCCAAAACCAAAGUCCAGCGAGUAACAAAGGUGAACCCAGAGGCAGUGCAGUGUCCUGAAGGGAAGGAGGAGGGGAAAUGUCCACUUGGUGGUCCCAGUGGUCCCGGGUACUCCAUCAUGGUAAACGGACAACUGACGAGCGAAGAUAAAAGCGCCGCCUUGAAGGACGCCUUUGCCCAGUUCAGAAAGCGUCCAUACAUGCGCCUACCGCCGACCGCGUACCUGGAUGAGAAGUACAUCACCAUGCCCAAACGAAGGAAAGAGAUGUCCAUGUUUCCGGAGUCCCAGAAAAGUCCGCCUCUUGAACAAGCUUCGGCCGCAGCGUCUCUGCAAAGGCAGCGAUGCGUCAACUGUUUCACCACGUUCAACACCGCCGAGGAGCUGCAGAGUCACCUCCAGCUCCAGAAAUGCACCAACCUGUUCGGCUUUGACUCUGACGAUGAAGGUGAAAAAUCUGUGUCGACUUAACCCCACGUCAGCCCGGGUUUGGACAUGUGACACCUGGGCCGUCUGAAAAUGGACCGUACCUCAGCAGAACCUCAGUGACCGGAGUCACUGUGGACCAGAACCUCAGUGACCGGAGUCACUGUGGACCAGAACCUCAGUGACCGGAGUCACUGUGGACCAGAACCUUCUGCAUGUGGACAUAAGACUGAACUUAAAGGCUCAGCUGAGGCCUGCAGCACCAGGUCCAUCCAGAAAAGACUACUGAACCGGAUCCCAGUCAGAUAUGGAACCGGAUCCUAGUCAGAUAUGGGUCUGAUCCUGGACUAAACUCGGUCCAAUCCUGAACUGAACCUGGAUCCGCCCCUGGACUGGGUCCUGGUCUACCUCUGUAUGACUGGUCCAGUCCUGAAGUGCCUGCUCUGGGUCCGCUCUGUGGGUCCGCUCUGGGGGUCCGCUCUGGGGGUCCGCUCUGGGGGUCCGCUCUGUGGGUCCGCUCUGGGGGUCCGCUCUGUGGGUCCACUCUGGGGGUCCACUCUGGGGGUCCGCUCUGUGGGUCCACUCUGGGGGUCCGCUCUGUGGGUCCACUCUGGGGGUCCGCUCUGUGGGUCCACUCUGGGGGUCCGCUCUGUGGGUCCGCUCUGGGGGUCCGCUCUGUGGGUCCGCUCUGUGGGUCCGCUCUGUGGGUCCACUCUGGGGGUCCGCUCUGUGGGUCCACUCUGGGGGUCCACUCUGGGGGUCCGCUCUGUGGGUCCGCUCUGUGGGUCCGCUCUGUGGGUCCGCUCUGGGGGUCCGCUCUGUGGGUCCACUCUGUGGGUCCACUCUGGGGGUCCGCUCUGUGGGUCCACUCUGUUCGGACCACUGGGACGUAAAGCUGUGAACAAACUGACUCCUGCUCCGUCUGAGGCUCCGUUCCAUGUUUUCCCUGAAGCCAUAACAGGACAGUUUCUGCUUUUUGCACUGGUGUGGUCAGGACAGCUUCAGCUUCAGCUGCCUCUGUUUUCUCUGUUUUUGUGUUUCUUCUCUGAUCCAUUCACAUAUGAGGGACAAAGAAUGACACAAUUAGAAAUAAAAAAUAAAAUAAAAUAAAUGCAGAAAUAAGUGUAGAAAUAAUUAAAUAAAAUACUUGAAUGAAUAAUUAAAUGUACAAAUAAAUAAUUAAAUGCUUAUAUUUGAUAUUUUUACCAUAGUUUUAUAUUUAUCUAUUUCCUAUUUCUAUUAAUACAUAAAUAUAGAAAUAAGUGUGGAAAUACAUAUGAAGUAAAUAUACACAUUUAAAACUACGUGCAUAAUUGAGGAAAUAAAUAUAUAAACAUGGUAAUACAAACAAAAUAUAAGCAUUUAUUUUUUCAAGUGUUUAUUUAGUUAUGUAUACGUUUAUUUAUUUGUAAUUAUGUCUUUUUUUUUGUCCCUCAUAAUCUACAUCAGUCAGACUGAACUAAGUUUAGUCUGAGUCUAAACUUUAAAUACUUGUAUUUUAUUUGGGAUGUUUUUCUGUCAAAUUCUUCAUCAAAUCCUUUUUUUUCUUUAUUAUUCAUUGAAUACUUAUUUUAAAAUUCAUUAAAUCUUUUUUUUUCAUUAAACCCUUUUUGUUCAUGAAUUUUUUUCUUAUUCUUCCUUAAAUCCUGGUUCUAUUUCAGCCUGGGAUCCUGGACCGUUGGUGGACCCAGUCCUGUCUGACCCGGUCCUGUCUGACCCGGUCCUGUCUGACCCGGUCCAGCAGGGGUCAGUGUUCACCCACAGGUUCCUCCUCAGACUCCUCACUCGUUCUUUUCUUUGUUCAUGUUGCCUCUUCUUUUCUUUACUUUCAUUGGCUGGUUUGUGGCUGUGUGUGCUGGUCACAUGACCCCUGUGGACCGGUCACAUGACCCCUGACCCCUGUGGACCGGUCACAUGACCCCUGUGGACCGGUCACAUGACCCCUGUUCCGUUCCUGUUUCCAUCAGUUGGACUCUUUGUGCUUUUCCCUCAGCUGGGUUCUGGUUCUGGACUCUUUGUUAGGUUCUGGUUCUGGACUCUUUGUUGGGUUCUGGUUCUGGUUCUGGACUCUUUGUCCCAGAGCAGACAGUGGAGGUCAGCUGCUGCCUUUGAACCUUUGAGCCGGGGCACACAUGUGCAGCAGGUUCUAUUUAUUUCUGUUGGAUUUUCUAUCUUUUGUAAAUACGUACAGAGUUUCCAUGGCUGAUUAUUAUUAUUAUUAUUGUUAUUAUUAUUAUUAUUAUUAUUAUUAUUAUUAUCAUCCUAUAAAAGGUGUCGGAGCAGGGUUUAUAUAUUUUGGUCUUGAUGGAAAACAAUAAAACUUAUUUCAGAUUUGGUUGGAUUUACUUUUGAAUGAGUUU
Messenger RNA from Sphaeramia orbicularis (orbiculate cardinalfish), 8976 nucleotides. RefSeq lists its product as uncharacterized. The record is from RefSeq and is a predicted model, not a curated record. The transcript is spliced from 10 exons. Gene Ontology annotation, molecular function: DNA-binding transcription factor activity, RNA polymerase II-specific; DNA binding. Gene Ontology annotation, cellular component: nucleus. The coding region runs from base 29 to 6661 and encodes 2210 amino acids. Gene Ontology annotation, biological process: regulation of transcription by RNA polymerase II. NCBI's taxonomy places the organism in Eukaryota, Metazoa, Chordata, Actinopteri, Kurtiformes, Apogonidae.